AGGGUAAAAUGGACAUGUGGAAGAGGUGUAUUUCAAAAGAAGUGACCAGCACACACUUUGUGAAGAGAAAUGGAAUAGACGGAACAGGAGUUGCGUUUGCCCCAGAGAAAACGGGAGACCCAGCUGGACAUAAGCUUGACCUAGCUAUCUUCCCGGGAACUAAGUGGUGUGGACUGGACAAUGUAGCUUCUAGUUAUGAUGAUCUGGGAAAAUAUAAGAAUACAGAUAUGUGUUGUCGUGACCACGAUCACUGCCCGUAUUUCUUAGAUCAUUUUGCCGAGAAAUAUCACCUUCGGAAUCCAUACCCUUGGACUAUCAGUCACUGUGAUUGUGACACUGGAUUGUUUAACUGUCUAAAGAAAAUUAACUCUACAACAUCAAACGAAGUUGGAGAAAUGUUUUUUGGUCUCCUGAAUGUGAAAUGUAUCAAGUUUGAACAGGGGCAAUACUGCGCUAAAGAGCAUUGGUCAAAAUUGUGGUGUGAAGAGACGGCAAGUGGAGAAAAGGCGGUCUUACACUCGUUUCCGUAUAAAUGGGCAGACGAUGUUAUUGGAUAAAA
Molecule: messenger RNA, 559 nt
Organism: Mytilus californianus (California mussel)
Lineage: Eukaryota; Metazoa; Mollusca; Bivalvia; Mytilida; Mytilidae
Product: phospholipase A2 isozymes PA3A/PA3B/PA5-like
Exons: 3
Coding region: 9-557 (182 amino acids)
Biological process (GO): phospholipid metabolic process; arachidonate secretion
Molecular function (GO): A2-type glycerophospholipase activity
Source: RefSeq, a predicted model, not a curated record